GAAGGUAUGGAUUUGAACGUCAAACAAAGUGGAAUUCAUUCCGUCGCUUUGCACACGACUUACUUCCAAAAUCGCUCGGGGAAAGUCUAUAAAAGAGCCGAAGAAAGAUAUCUACGAAAUGAUCUUUCAUGUGGACUUGCUCAAUGUGGAACCUGCAAGGAUUUCGGCACAAAUCCGCUGUUAAAAAUUGAAAAUCCCGUAAGAAAUGCGAAAGUUGGAAGGCACGCGCUGAUUGUGGAUUCCACAUCAUUAAUCAGAUUCUACGAUUUGUUUGAUUCGUCUUUAUUGAGAGAUCUCAUCGUAACCCAGACUGUAUGGGAAGGAGUCAAAGCAAAAGCUGUACCAGCCUACAAGAAAAUGAAUUCUUUGUGUUAUGAAGAUGCGAAAGACAGAUUUCACGUGUUCAUGAACGAAUUUCACUGCGAGACCUUCUCCGAAUCAUCGAAAUUUGAGGAUUUGAGUCGUGGCGAAGAGCUUCUACUUUCAACAGCUCUUUACUUGAAAACUCAUUGGCAGAAGCAUAACGUGGCUCCUGUUGUCUUAGUUUUUGAUGAAGAUUCGAAAAAAAGAAUGGAAAAUCACUACCAACACGUGAUGUAUUUAAAGGAAUACAUACAAAAUUUGGAGGAUCCAGGAAAACAAGCACUUUUGGAUCAAAUGGCUGCGUAUGAAAGCUCUGGAAAUGGAAAUGAGAAACAAAUUUUCGAUGAAUAUCUAUCGCAUGAUAGAAUUAUGGAGGGAAUUGCCAGUGGAACGAUCAAAAGAGGAAAUUUCAGUGUUUCAAGAGAAAAUUAUCGCGAAGCUACUGUUAUUAUUGAUGAUCAGUUAACAUCUUGGUUCAUCACAGGAAAUAAUUGCAAUCGUGCCGUCAAUGGAGAUACCGUCGCAGUUCAACUUUUGCCAGAAGACCAAUGGACUGCUCCAGAGAAGAAAAUUCGACUCCGUGACGUUGAAGAAUAUGUUAAAACUGCAGAUGACAUGGGAAAUGAAGACGAGGAGAAUGAUGACGAGAACGAUGAGCCAAAAGCUAAAAAGUCGAAGAAAAUGACUGUUUCAACUGCAAAAGUUGUUGGAAUUAUCAAAAGAAAUUGGCGUGAAUAUUGUGGAAUGUUGCUGCCAAGUACAGUGAAAGGAGCCAGAAGACACUUGUUCUGUCCAGCUGAACGACUUAUUCCAAGAAUUCGAAUCGAGACGGAACAGGCUGAAACUUUAUCACAGCAGAGAAUUGUGGUGGCUAUUGAUCACUGGCCAAGAGAUUCCAAGUAUCCACUUGGACAUUACGUCAGAUCAAUCGGAGAGAUGGGAUCCCGUGAAACUGAAAAUGAGGUUCUCCUUCUCGAACAUGAUAUUCCACAUGCUCCAUUCUCAGAAUCUGUUCUUGAUUGUCUACCACGUGAAGAAUGGGAACCAGAUCUCACUGAAAACCGCGGCCCUCUACCACGUGUUGAUUUGAGAGAUUUAACAAUUUGUUCAGUUGAUCCACUUGGAUGUACAGAUAUUGACGACGCAUUACACUGUAAACAAAUUGGAGAGGAUCUUUUCGAAGUUGGAGUUCAUAUUGCAGAUGUCACGCAUUUUGUUAGACCAGGAACCGCAAUCGACGAUGAAGCAGCAUUACGUGGAACUACAGUAUACCUUUGUGAUCGUCGUAUCGAUAUGCUUCCAUGUCUGCUCAGUUCCAAUUUGUGCUCACUUCGCGGAGAAGAAGAGCGUUAUGCAUUUUCGUGUAUUUGGACAAUGACUUCUAGUGCUGAUAUACAAUCAGUUAAAUAUCACAAAUCUCUAAUUAAAUCAAAAGCUGCAUUGACUUAUGAGAAGGCACAAGAGAUUAUUGACGAUCCAAAAGAGCAGAAUGACGUGGCAUUGGGAUUACGUGGAUUGAUGAAAUUGUCGAAAGUUUUGAAUGCGAGAAGAACUGGAAAUGGAGCAUUGACGUUGGCAUCGAGUGAAGUUCGCUUUGAUAUGGAUUGGGAGUCCAGAACACCAAAGAAAGUAAUGGAAAAGCAGCAUUUGGACACACAUUCAAUGGUUGAAGAAUUCAUGCUUCUCGCAAAUAUCUCCGUUGCCGAGAAAAUUCUUGAGGAAUAUCCAGAUUGUGCACUUUUAAGAAGGCAUCCCGUUCCGUUGAAGGAGAGCUAUAAGCCAUUGGUUGAGGCCGCCCGUCAUCGUGGAUUUGAGAUUAUUGUUGAAAGUGGAAAAGGGUUGGCUGACUCGUUGAAUCGAUGUGUCGAUAAGAAAAAUCCAAUGUUAAAUAGGCUCCUGAGAAUGCUCACGACUCGUUGCAUGACUCAAGCUGUCUAUUUCUCUGCUGGAACAGUCCCAGUGCCACAAUAUCAACAUUUCGGGCUCGCAUGUGCCAUUUACACACAUUUCACAUCACCAAUUCGUCGUUAUGCUGACGUCAUUGUUCACCGUCUUUUGGCAGCAGCCAUCGGAGCUGACGAUAUUCAAUCAGGACUCCUGAAUCAAGCAAGAUGCACGAAAAUCUGUACAAACAUCAAUUACAGACACAAACAAGCUCAAUACGCUGGUCGCGCAUCGGUUCAAUUGAACGUUGUUCGAUAUUUCAAGGGAAAAGUGGAAACGUGUGAAGGAUUUGUGAUGGGUGUCAGGAAUAAUGGAAUUCAGGUGUUUGUUCCAAAAUAUGGUCUCGAAUCGAUUAUCGUACUUCAAACAUCUGCAGCUUCUGGUACAACUAUCGAUGUAGAGGAAAUGUCGGUCAAAGUCAAUGGAGAUGUUGUUAUCAAAGAAUUGGAACCGGUAACUGUGCGAAUCAGUGUGAACGAGAAAAACCAACAACGUCCACGUGUCGAACUUCAGCUAAUUAAACCAGCCAUUCCAGGACUCUCUGUUGAUUUUGAUCUUUCUUCUUCUGAAGGCCUUGGACUUUAAGAAGAUUUUGACAUACUUAUCUAUUCGAAUUUUUAUUUUUCCAAUUGAUUAUUCGUUGAUUUUUUCUGUUAUUUGUUGGCUUAUUUUUUCGUUAGUUUUAAUUUUAUGUUCCUAUUUUUGCCUUGUUGUCACCCAAUGAAUCUGUUCAUUUU
Molecule: messenger RNA, 3044 nt
Organism: Caenorhabditis elegans
Lineage: Eukaryota; Metazoa; Nematoda; Chromadorea; Rhabditida; Rhabditidae
Gene: dis-3
Product: putative exosome complex exonuclease RRP44
Exons: 13
Coding region: 7-2892 (961 amino acids)
Biological process (GO): nuclear-transcribed mRNA catabolic process; gene expression
Cellular component (GO): nucleolus; nuclear exosome (RNase complex); nucleoplasm
Molecular function (GO): RNA nuclease activity; 3'-5'-RNA exonuclease activity; RNA binding
Source: RefSeq, marked reviewed